AGAAUAUUCAAGUAGCCUAGGAGUAGAAGUGAUAGGAGAAGGACAACCACUACCACACGUCGUAGUAAAUUUUGGUAGGAUCAUUGUCAAUAUAUUGCCUCCCUCCAAAAAGCUGCCGAAUAGGUUCAAAUCAUCAUCAAGUGGAGUCAUUCACUCAGAAGAUGGUUUCCUCGAGCCACUCUUCUACGAGUCCUGUUACAACCACUCUCGCGGCUGACAACACAAGUGGAGCUGAUAUGCCGCAAGACCAGCAAGAGGUCGUUCUCGUGACCGGAGGCACCGUUAAGGCUUGGAGAAGCAUCAUCUUGAUGGACGUAUUUCUUGUUAGUUAACAAGCAGGGCUGGGCGUAUUUCUUGUUUGUUAACAAGGGCUGGGCGCAUUUGUUUGUUAAGAGCCUUCUUCUAUUUGAAAGAAGGGAUGAUGAAAACCGUUUCAAUAUAGUACGGGCACAUCAACAACCUUCUAUUUAGAGCCUUCGAUUUGUUAUUUUUAUGAAGGGAUGAAAACGGGCAGCACUGCCAGUGGGAUGCUGAAGAAGAAGGCACAACCAAACGUGGGAUCAUGCUCAGCCACAGGUGGGAUCAUGCUCCACAACUAGAAAGAUGGAUUUCUCCUAGGUAGUAGCUCUAAUACCGGUUUGAUAGGGUAUGCUUUACAGAAGGUGGUAGCAAGAGCGACAGAGCAAGGAGAUAGUGCCAGUUCGAAUGCGUUAUCGAAGUUGACGGGAGAAAAACUGGCAAAACAAAAGUGGGUAUACUUGAGUUCGAAAGUUAUGGAUGAAGAUGCUGCAUUCUGCUUCUUGAGCUAUAAGUUUUUAGAACCAAAGCAGUUCUAGAGGUAUAGAAUUGUUCGCAUGAAAGAGCCUCCAAUUUUUUCAUUCUACCUUGAAGGAGAGAUAACAACAUCUUCGACUGCGCAAGAGAGCUAAGUCCUACCCUAUGCUUAUUCCUUGUCCAUGAACGACGUGCAAAACAGAAGUUUCUUACACUCUUUGGACCUUUUAUCUCCUUCUCCUCUCCACUCUCCUCCAGUAACCCUCAGAACGUUUUCUACCUCCUCGUCUCCACUCUCCUCUGACCCUAAGAACGUUCUACCUCCUCGUCUCCACUCACUCUCCUCUUCUAAGUCUCACGGCAACCUAGUGGACCGAGCUGCAUGCGAAGCCAUUUUUGAGAAGCACAGGCCAACUCAUGUCAUCCAUCUGGCAGCCAAAGUUGGAGGCUUGUUUGCCAAUAUGAAGUAUAAAGUCGAGUUCUACAGAGAAAACAUUCUGCUGAACGACAACGUGAUGGAGUGCUGCAGGAUCUACGGUUAUGGCGGGACUUUCGUUUGUGAUCUUAUUAUUUAUAGCGAAGUUAUCAAGUACUUUCCGCUUUGUUCCUUUGUCAUGUUCGCACUUUUUAAGGUUCAUGAAACAAGUGAAACAAGAAUAGGAUGAAGAUUCAUGCUCCAAUCGACUAACAGCAUCAUCAGGAUCAGCAUUAUAAGAUAUGUCAUCAGCAUUAUAAUAUUUAUAUAAGAUUCGUAAAUCAACACCUUCUUGUUCGAGGUCCUGUCGACUCCUGUUUCAUCUAAGCUCUUGUCAAGAAACUAGUCUCUUGCCUGUCGACGUGUAUCUUUCCGGAUAAAACGUCUUACCCGAUUGACGAAACGAUGGUACACAACGGGGCGCCACAUGAUAUUAAGGCAACCGUGUAUCUUGUGUUUGUGUAGUACCUCUCGUACUAACCUAGAAAAUAUUAAAUAUCAUUCGAUUUGCCUUUUCUAUUUUUUUCAAGAAGACGAUAAAAGCCCCUUUGUCAAGAAGAAAAUGCGCAUUUUUCAGGUAGAAAAAAAAGCGCUCUCGUGAUCAUUUGGAAUACCUCUCGAUCAACAAUCUCUAUCGUGACACAGAUCCAAGCGCCUUUGUGGCUCUAAUUUCCGCAACGUCGGCUAUUCCUACGCAAAACGGAUGAUCGACGUCCUUUCAAAGUGCUACAACGAGGAAUACGGCUGCAAUUUCACGUCUAUCGUGCCUUGCAACAUCUAUGGCCCAAACGACAACUACAGCUUGGAAAGUAUAGACUUUUUUGGAAUGGAUCAUUGUCUCAAAUUAAAUGACGGACACCGUUACGUUUUUCUAUGAUCAUUCUGACACGACCCAAGUCCACCUUUACUAAAGAGCCAAAUAACAACAACGAACUACAACUACAUCUACAGUUUAAAUGCAAAUCACAACAACUCCAUGCAAAUCACGUAACACCAGGUUCACACGUAAUUCCCGGACUCAUUCACAAGUGCUAUACGGCUAAGAAGGAAGGAACGCCAUUCCAGAUCUGGGGAAGUGGAACGCCUUUGCGACAGUUUAUCUAUUCAGAGGACUUAGCCGAGCUUGUUGUCUGGGUCAUGAUGGAGUACUACUUGUGUGACUUCUGUUUUACAACUAGAUUUAGUCGUCGUGUGGGUGAUGCUCGUGGAGUAAGUACUUCUUCCCACACAAUAAACAAGGUACCAUUCCCCAGAAUCCAUUGUCCUGUCGGUUGACGAAAAGGAUGAAGUAACGAUCAAGGACCUAGCCUACAAAGUCGCGAAGGCCAUGAAGUUUGAAGGGGAAGUCGUCUUUGACACUUCAAUUAUGGCGAAAUUAUCGUGUUAGAUGAACCCAUCGAUCUUCUGUUUCUGACACACCAGGAAAUAAAGUAUAACAGAUCAUAUUAUUUAACUUCUACUGUGUCGUCAGGUGUUUUAUCAGGUGGUAGUACUUGAUACUAGUACUGAUUGUAAUUGUACAGUAGUCAUGCUGAGCAGGAGGUGCAGGUGGGGGAUCACUAUGCUGGGGCAAAAGGAGGCUGUUUUCAGGCACUAACUCCACUAGCUUAGGCUGUUUUCAAAAGAAGUUUUUUCUUCCAGUAAUUCCUGAUAACAGAGUAGUUUAUAGCACGCAUGGAGUGCAUGGAGCGCAGAGCUUUAAGGGGCGCAGGAAGCUCUCCCUUUAGCUCCAUGCUCCUCCAUGUGAUCCAUGAUCCAUGCACUCCAUGCCAUGCGAGCUGUGAAACCUUAUAGAUUGCUCUGUGAUAAAAACAUCGUCACUAACUUAGAUUGCCGAUAGGUGAUUAAUAUGUUGCUCCCACGUCCCGUUCUUCACUGAGUGGGAAACUAUUAAUAAAAGAUAGGUUCCCUAACCCUAUUCCCUGGACCUAUGGCCUCCCUCUAAUCCCGAGUCAGACGGACAACACAAGAAGACAGCGAGCAAUGCGAAACUGCGAAAGUUUUUACCAGAUUACGAAUUCACAAAGUUUGAAGACGGCCUACAGAAAAGCUGCGAUUGGUUUGUCGAGAACUUUGAGAAAGCCAGGAAAUAGUGAUAGAGAGCUUUUUCAGUUCCUACGUGAGAAAGCCACGGUUUAGUUUUUCUCUUUCAGAUUAUUCUUAAUGAAAAUGGAUGCUAGAGGUACUUCGUAGUUGUAGAUGAAGUUGAAUGAAGUUUUUCGAUUUAGUAGUCUGCUCUUCAAGAACUUGUACUUGCAGCUGAUCUUCGUCAAUUAACUUUUUUAAUGCUAUUAAUGUAUCAUGUUCAUGUGUAAAAAUUAAAUGAAAAUGCUGCACCUUCAACCAACCUCAUCUUCAAACCUUCCGCCCAAUAUAGUAUCCUAUACACUCACCUACUUCAACAGUACUUAUAGCUGCUGCACUAGGACAUACUAGUAGACGCUUCUAAGGGUUCUAAGAAAAAUCAAAAUCGAACAUCCAAUCACAAGGUAUCAAGAUAUCCUCGUUUUCUUGCAAUCAACCCUUAAUGAAACAUCCCUCGCCGUUUUCACUGCUCUGUUGUAAAAUUCACAUACUAGUACACGACAUGGUACUAAGGAUCAAAAUAGAUCUCCAUUUUUGAGGCACAUUGUUCAUUGACCAUAAUUCAAGACUCAUCUACAACUUCUCAGACUCAGGACUCCACGUCUGCAAUCUCCUGUAUUCAUCUACACCACACUCAAAAUUCACUGCAGAAGAAGUAGAUGGGAUUUCGUCCUGUCUCUGUGAUGUCACCAAAGAUGAAGUACUUAUAAUAUAUGAUAGACUGGGGACGAUGCACAUGCAGCAGAUUUCUUGCUAUUCCAUGUGAUCCAUGCACUCCAUGCCAUGCGUCUUGCCUGGCGAUAACGG
Amoebophrya sp. A25 is the source of this 4141-nucleotide messenger RNA. The record is from the annotation of a GenBank genome assembly. NCBI's taxonomy places the organism in Eukaryota, Dinophyceae, Syndiniales, Amoebophryaceae.